Molecule: messenger RNA, 4464 nt
Organism: Amphiprion ocellaris (clown anemonefish)
Lineage: Eukaryota; Metazoa; Chordata; Actinopteri; Pomacentridae
Product: LIM domain only protein 7-like
Exons: 30
Coding region: 60-3968 (1302 amino acids)
Biological process (GO): regulation of signaling; regulation of cell adhesion
Molecular function (GO): protein binding
Source: RefSeq, a predicted model, not a curated record
GAACUUGUCAGUGGUGGAAAGUCAUUGGCAGAAGUGAGUAGUGUCCAGUGAUAAACUGAAUGUCAAUUAGGGAAGAACUUUCACCGGUGAGCUGCGACGUCCAGGUGCGCAAGAGUUGUGCCGUUUUGCUUGUUGAGAAGAUUAAGAUGGAGUGGCGCCAGCAGACCAGUGUCAGCUGUGCAGACGCGUUCAGCGAGGCUCAGCGCUGGAUUGAGGAAGUGACUGGAAAAUCAUUCGGGUCAGACAACUUCCGCGCCGCCUUAGAGAACGGGGUCCUGCUUUGUGACCUAAUAAACCAGUUGAAACCUGGCAUCAUCAAGAGAGUGAACAGACUUUCUACUCCCAUCGCCGGCCUGGAUAAUGUCAGUGUGUUCCUGAAAGCCUGUGGGAAACUGGGACUGAAUGACUCACAGCUGUUUCAUCCAGGGGACCUGCAGGACCUGUCGACUCGUGUCACACUCAGGCGAGAUGAAAGCACCAGACGACUCAAAAAUGUUCUGAUUACAAUCUACUGGUUGGGUCGUAAGGCUCACUUGGAUGCGUUCUACAGUGGCCCCCAGCUUAAUUUCAAGGCCUUUGAAGGGCUGUUAGGUUUGGCCUUGUCCAAGGCUCUGGAUGAGGGAAGCAACGUAAAAGACAGUGGAUACGAAGAGAGUCGGUACCCAGAGAGGGAGGAACGCCGCAGCAUGAGAUCGAGCUAUAAGAAAGGGAACUCUGUGGACAGCAUUGACUUUCUGGACUCCAGGGCUCUGCGAUCGAACGGAGAAGGUUUUGGAAGCGACGCAGAAGCUGAGCAGGUGUACAAAAUGGAGAACACGCAGCCCUCAGCCCACCAAAACAAAGGCUAUAUCCCACCACCGAUUCUUCGAAGAAAACAAGGACGGGAGGCGACUGGAAAGGGCUGCGGUAGUCCUCUCCCCAGAACAUAUCAAAUCCAGGUCAGGCCACAAAGACCAGUUCAGGUUAACCCUGGCUGGAUAUGGAGCAAAUCCCUCAGUGACAUCCCGAUGGUAUACCCUGUGCGCAAAGAUCCUGAUGGAGAUGCCAUUUAUGAUGAAGGCCAGGACAAUAGGAAGAAUAGCAUUGCUGCCAAGGACAGCGAAGCUCAGUGGCAGGAUGAUUUGACAAAGUGGAAGAAUCGUCGCAGGAGCACAAAGUGGGACCUUCGCAGGAAAUCACAAGACAGAGAACACGUCAUUAACCAAAUGACCAAUGGAGCUGUGAAGAAUGCAGGUGGACUGAUAAAGAGAGAUCAGCAGUCACCAUGGAGGCAUAAACAAGCCCCUCGUCCUUACUCCACCUCUCCUCCAUCAAAACCAUCGAGCUCUGAUCUGCGGCCACACACUCGAGCUCUGCUGGCCCGCAGCUACGCCAUUGAAUCACCUUUCAGCCCCCAUAGCGCAGCACAUACAGGGGGAUCAUCAGUCGGAGCAAUGCCUGCCUCUGAUGGGAACAUCUUGGGAGAGGAUACCUACUUUGCCUCAGCGGCUACAGAUGGAGCAGGAGUUGCAGCACCCUCUCUGGACCAGCCUUUCAGCUCUCAUACCCAGGUCAAAUCCCAGGGUAGCCCUCAAAUUUUCCAGUCCACGUUGGAACUAACCCGGCCAGAAAACGUCUUUACAAGCCAAAUCUCCACUCUUGUCACGCAGCCAAAUGGCUCUGCGGAGUCAACCAGCAACAGGGACCCCACUUCAUCCAUGUCAAGUUAUGAGAAACCUUCAUUCUGCAUUGAACCUGAUGCAGUUAAUCGGGCUGGAGUUGAUGCUUGGGAGGACUUGUCACACCAGAACCACAAGUCUAAUGAAGAAAGCCAAAAAUCAUCUUGGGAACCAGCAGUGGAUCAAGGUAGAGCCCAGCGGGCUGCAGGCGUCUACAAGUACCUGUCCAGAGCUGGGACGUGGUCCGGCUCGGCCAGCCUUCCCAGAGGUUUCCGUCGGUCUGAGGGUUCAACUCGUCUUUCUUCUGCCAUCACAGCCAGACCGUUUGGGACGAAGCAGUCCAGAAUGUCCUCACUUCCGAGACUGUGCAGUGUAGAUGACAGUCAGAGUGUGCAGCUGAACAGUGAGAAGGAGGAUUCUCUUUCUUCACCCACCAAAUCAUCGCUCGUACGACAGACUGCGACCGCUCAUCUGAAGGGUCAGAACCAGGCGUCAGUCACACUGGAGAAAGUCAGCCAGGCGAAGCAGAACGCUACAGAACAGGGGAAGGAGGUGAACGGUGCCGGCCUCCCCAGCCGGGCCUCUUUUCACAACAAUGGAUACUCCCAUCUGCCCUCCACUCAGAUUCUGCCCCAGCCGUAUUCAAACCUGCACACUCCCCACCGCAAUAAAAAUGCAACACCACCGUCUAAUGCAACCCCUGACUUCCCUAAGGUGGAUCACAGUGACAUGAGAGUGAGCCUCGCUCUUAAACCCAACAGCGUACCAGACUUUGGUUUCCAUACACACUGGGACUCCACAGGAGCGAGGGUGAAACUCAUUCAACCUGGAAGUCCAGCGGAGCUCUGCCGGCUGCGUGUGGAUGAUGAGAUUGUGGCCGUUGAUGGAGUUCCGGUGACACAGUUGAGCUACAACCAGUGGAAGGAUAAAAUGGCAUCUGCCCUGCAAACCGGCAAUCUGACCAUGGACAUUCGACGCUAUGGCAACAAGGAUUGGAGCACCAGCGAUGGGAGUCAUCACAGCCUGCCAGGCCAGAGCAGGGUGACCCUCAAUCUGAGUGCUGCGGCACCUGUUUUAAUAGCUUGCACUGAUCACCAUGCCAACGGUGUUGCCUCCGCAGAAACGGCAGUCACAGAAGUGUCCAAAUUCAAUGGACAGUCAGACAAUGUAAUACAGGGUAAAGUCUUGGGUGGAGUGCUUUCUGACAACCUCAGGACAGCCAGAAGUAAAGAUUAUAUUAUUACUAGGAAAAAUCAGAAAAGGAGGGCAGAAUUUUUCAAACAGAAAGGAGGCUCAGAAUCUGCAAUAUCAGAUCUGCAGGUGCCAUCCCUCAGCCCCUCCACAUCCAGCUGGUCAUGGGACCGUGAGGAGGAUCGCAGGCGUCAGGAGAAGUGGCAGGAAGAACAGGAGCGCCUCCUACAGGAACAAUACCAACGAGAUCAGGAAAGGCUGGAGGCAGAGUGGCAGAAGGCCCAGCAGGAUGUAAUGGGAGUCUUGAAGUCAGGGCAGAACACCUUCGAGAUAAACACCACUGGUGAUAGUCCUGCCAGCACUCCGCUCCAUGUGAAUGGACUGGCGAACAAAUCCAAAGGAGAAGAGCUGAGCCCUGACAGAGGAGAGCUGAAAGAUGCAGGAGGAAAACUUGAAAGUAAUGUGCAAGGACUGCAGAAUGACAGGAUGGCUGAAAAAGACUGGGCUGAUGGCUCCUGUGGCUUCGCUCAGUUGUCCCCUGCACACAGGGCAAAGUCCUUGUCCACCCCAGUAUUAACAGCCUCCCAGAAGCAGACAAAAGAUUAUCAGAUGAAAAGAAAAGGACAAUCUGUGUCUAAGGCCGAGCAGGAGCGGCAGCAGAUUUUGGAGGAGAUGAAAAAAAGGACUCAGCUUCUGACUGACAACAGCUGGAUACGUCAGCGCAGCAGCAGCUUUUACAAGGAACCCAUCUAUGUUGGGAUUCCUAUGAAGAGGUACGAGUCUCUGGACAACCUGGAUGCUUUGCGUCAGUCCCCAAUCUCACCCGCUAUGUUCCCAAGCUACCCUCGUCCGCACUCUGCUGCAGGUUUCUGUGCUCCGAGUAGGAACUCCUGCUCCCGCUACAGCACUGGAGCAAUAUUGUCCCAAAGAAAUGCAUCCAUGGACUCAUCUCCUAAUGGCUGUGUGUGGGCUGCCGCCGACAUCUCGGAGGAACAGAGAGUGGCGUCCAGGUUCGAGUCCGAAACAGGAAGCCUUACUGUGAGCUCUGCUAUUUCCAGCUCAAGUACACUGGUGCCCUCCCCAUGUGACCAACUCGCUGUACUCCAGAUUGAAGAGUAAAUGGAUGAUUUAAUCCACGCAGCCAAUCUGACUUUUGUUUCCUAAUCAUUGCUAAAACAUGAAUCUCGACAACCUGUGAAUCCACAAGCAAGUUUGAUUCUUAACUGCUGUUUUUAUCAAUUAGACGAUACCUAGUUUGCCUGACCUGUUUUUCUGCUAAUUUAUUUCUGUGGAAAUUUAGAUUUAAUAUAUAUAAUAAAGUAAUGAUGGGAAUUAUUGUUUGAUUUCAUUUUAAUGUUAGUGUUGCUGGUUGUGGCAUCUGCGUGCUGUCUUUAUUCUUUACCCAAUAGUGCAUUAAACAUAUCAAAUAUUUCUUGAGAUGUAGCUCAUGUAUGGAAGCACAUUUACUGAAGCACUUUCAAUCCUAUUGUAAAGUCACCACAUGCACUUUGGGAUAAAUCACUGGUAUGCAUAUAUAUAAUGCAUGCAACUGUCACAUGGAAAUCGGCAUCUUAACUUAAAUGUCUUUUUGUAAAUAAAGUGCACUGAACAUAAU